CUAGGUAAUCGAUCGCUAUCUAGAAUUAUAUCGGCUGAUACUUGAAAAUAAAGCUCAAAAGUCCUAUUACUCGGCCGACAUCGAUAAACUAAUAGCUUGAUAAUGACUCUCGAAGACAGAAUGUCGAGCGCACCGCAAAAAUGGGUGAAUCCUUGUGGGCUCGCUGCCGAGACGGUGACCUAUGACGGCGAUUCUUCGACGGACGUUGUUCAGUUGCAGGAUGAUCAGCUCUUGCAACAAGUAGUGGUUCAAGCGAAGACGGCGUUGUCGCACGCUAAACUGUUUCGCGACAAUUACGUCAGACGGACUUUCAAGAUGGAGUUCGACGACAUGCACGCGACGUGGAAGGAUAGCCAUUACGAUUGGCUACCUGGGCUGAAUGAGAUACCUAAACAUUUGGGGGAGAAGCUGGAUCAAAAGUAUCUUGAUACAUUAGAGCUCGACAAGGCUCUCCUCGAUGCAUAUGAAUAUAUGCAGAAGUACGCGGUGGGCUUGGAACAGAUAGUUUGGGACCAGGAGGAGCAUCAUCUCGAGUUUCACAAGCAGUUCCAGGAUACCGAGUACGAGCUUCGAACGGUUCUUUGCGAGCUGCAGGUCGCUUUAGUGGAGCGCGGAGUAAUGUCGCGGCAGGACGUCACCCGAGAUGCCAUGUCGUCCGAGUACCGAGCGAUGUCGUCUUCCUCAACGUUUCGCAAUCUGCGGGACUGGCUAAUCUUUCGUGACUACAUGAACGGCCUCGAGUACGUGGAGCAAAUAUUCGAGUAUCUACGUAAACACUUGCCGAUGCAAUCUUAAGGAUGGCAAGACGGAAGCCGGAAAAGGGUUACAAUCAGGCGACGAUUCGUCAUUCCACAUCUCACGAAAUUGGCGCAACCGUAUCUGGAUGCUCUACUCUCCUAGAUGAUGAGGGUGAUAGAGAUCUCUUUUCCUCGCUGAUACAAUUGAUCGUAUUAUCGCGAGGGAAUUACUUUAACGAUAUGGUUUCCGCAACAAGGAUUGGGCUAUCCGUCGGUAUCGAUGACGAGGAUCGAUCCACGUUGUCGAACCGGCGGAUAUAUCGCGACAAAUCGCGGUGUCGUGUCCAUAUCAAGGUUCUGUGAUGGCUCCUAAGCCAUCAUCGAACUUCGUCCAUCAUUCACCUUCGACACUUCCUGAUAGAACUUCGAUGUGAUAGGACAGUAUGACGGACAGAAGAAAGACAAGGAUAAAGAGUCGUGUGGUUACCGGCCCGUUGGCUUUCGUCGUUGUAGUUCGCGAUCACACGUAAUCUCAAGCACACUCAUCUAUCACAUAUACCAUGGCUUCACGCGAAGAUGCACCAUAUAUUUGAUUUCACAAACAAGAAAGAAUGUAAGAAUGAGAUCCGACUCAACCGUCCAAUGUUCAACGCAAAUAAUUGUCGAAACAAUAACGUUCUAAAAACUUUAUGUUUUUAUCCUCGAUACACUUUAUUUUCGACAUUUUAUUAGCGCCUUACGUUGAACACGACCACGGUUUAAUCUACCAGUGACGACUUGAGACUCUUGAUAUACUUUUUCAUACAAAUAAGUUGAUGACAAUCAUCUACUACUAUACACACAAGGUAUAUACAGGAUUAGAGCAAUCGAUGAAAGAGCUCUAGAAAAUCUCAAGCCGCUUAGUGUAAUUGUCUACAAAUGUUUUUACUUUCUGAAGUCGUGGAAUUUUGGACAUGUGGACAUUUAUUACGUAAGGUUACGCAUUUUUAUUUGUGCUGCAUGCGUAAAGCAGUUAUGAACUGAGAAAGAAAUAGUUAGUAGGAAAGAAUCCAAUCAUAGUUUCAUGCAUUUAUAAUCAAAUGCAAUGUUUUGGAUCUCGUCGUAAUUUGUAUCUCUCGUCAACAAGAGAAAAUCGUGCGUACGUAUUACGUUGUACACGCGACAAAAAUCUCACGACGGCACAUUGAAAAGGUAUCUUCGUGAGCGAUUCAUGCUCCAUAAUCUUAUAUAAUAAUUUAUUGACUAAUUAUAAUAUUAGCAUAUUUUCAUAUUUAUUCAGAUUAUUUAUUUUAUUUUUAUAAAGAUUUUUACACUCCGAUUACUUGUACAGGUUGGCAUGAAAGUCAGGAAGGGACUUGAACACUCAUACCUUUUUCAUUUUACUAAUUUUUCUGAUCUUCUCUUUUUACAGAUUUAAAGAGAUUAAUCCGUGGAAAAUUAAUCAUGAAAAACAAUUAGCCGGAAUUGAUAAAGUUAGAAAUUACGAUCUUUUUGAAAGAAACAAUUUUCUAUACAUGGUUUAAUUAUAUUUUUUUGAGUUUCAUUUAUUUUAAUUAUUGCUUUAACAAAUUAAAAUAAACUUAGAAGCAAUAGAAAUUCAAUUUACGAGAUGAAAUUCUAUAGUCUUGGUUCGAUGCUCAAUUGUGUUUAUUCGUCAUUAUUUUGCAAGGAUAUAAAUCUGUAAAAUUAAAGUCCGAAAAAAUAUGAAUGUUUUAAAUCUUUCCGUGAUUUUUGCGCCAUUCUGUAUUUAAAGAAUCUAGUUGAGCUUAAAAGUGCCUAUGAAAGAGAGGUGGAUAUAUCACAAUUGAUAACUCCGAUUACACGUGCGAUUAUUUUUUGCUCGUAUACAUGGAGUUUAUCACGAUAUCAACUCUCAUAGUGCAAAAAGAGAAAGAUGCAACGAACGCGACAAACGUUAAUUCAUGUCGCGUGUCGCGUUGCUGCUGCUUCUCUUCUCGUACCUUGACGUACCUUCGCAGGAUAUGAGUACUCUAAUCAGAAACUUGACGAGGCUCGUUAAUUUUGAUAUUUAACUCGCAAACGGGAUCCUUUUAACUUUAUAUUUUACUUGAUACUAUUCUUUUUAAAAAAUA
Molecule: messenger RNA, 2830 nt
Organism: Linepithema humile (Argentine ant)
Lineage: Eukaryota; Metazoa; Arthropoda; Insecta; Hymenoptera; Formicidae
Source: RefSeq, a predicted model, not a curated record